CUCCUGAGGCGCCAUGUUGGGCCAAAGUGUCCAGAGGUUCACCACCUCCGUGGUCCGUCGCAGCCACUAUGAGGACGGCCUGGGGAAGAAUUUGCCAUUUUCAGUGGAAAACAAGUGGCAGUUACUGGCUAUGAUGACUGUGUACUUUGGAUCUGGAUUUGCUGCUCCCUUCUUUAUAUUUAGGCACCAACUACUCAAAAAAUGA
Messenger RNA from Cricetulus griseus (Chinese hamster), 205 nucleotides. NCBI's taxonomy places the organism in Eukaryota, Metazoa, Chordata, Mammalia, Rodentia, Cricetidae. The record is from RefSeq and is a predicted model, not a curated record.